This is a messenger RNA of Salvelinus sp. IW2-2015, 3414 nucleotides long. Its product is annotated as protein NLRC3-like. The record is from RefSeq and is a predicted model, not a curated record. Gene Ontology annotation, molecular function: protein binding. NCBI's taxonomy places the organism in Eukaryota, Metazoa, Chordata, Actinopteri, Salmoniformes, Salmonidae. Gene Ontology annotation, biological process: intracellular signal transduction.
ACUGCCUCUAAAAUGAGUCUCUCUGGGGAGAGAGAGGAGACCACCUCCUCUAAAAUGACUCAAGACACCAGUUCUAAGAGUGUCCAGAAGCCCAGAGCAGAGUCACCUACAACCAUCCUGCUAUCAAUGAAGAGUGAUCAGCCACCUGCUUUCAGCCAGGAACCAUUACCAGAUGACAAUAAGGAAGUGGAGACUUUGGACAGUGAGGAUGCAUUAAAGAUCACACACAACCUUCUGGACAGAAGAAGUCAAACUCUGCUGACAGUCCAACAAGACAUUAAGGCUAAACUGAAACACAAGUAUCAACACAUAUCUGAAGGAAUUGGACACCAUGGAAACCAAAGUCUGUUAAMGGAYAUYUACACAGAGCUCUACAUCACAGAGGGUGGAAGUGGAGGGCUCAAUAAUGAACAUGAGGUUAGACAGAUAGAGAUGGCAUCCAAGAAACAAACCACACAAGAGACAUCAAUCAAAUGCAACGACAUCUUCAAGCCUUUACCUGGACAAGACAAACCUAUCAGAACUGUGCUGACAAAAGGAAUCGCUGGCAUUGGAAAAACAGUCUCUGUGCAGAAGGUCAUCCUUGACURGGCAGAGGGAAAAGCAAAUCAGGACGUUCAUUUCAUGUUUCCUCUUCCUUUCCGUGAUCUGAACCUGAAAAAGGACCAAUACAGUCUGAUGCAACUUCUUUCCCACUUCUUCUCAGAGCUGAAAGAGAUUGACAGCAUUGAAGAUGGUGAAACCAGAUGUGAAGAUGGUGAUGGUGAUGGUGAAACCACCGUUUUCAUUUUUGAUGGUCUGGAUGAGUGUCGACUUCCUCUAGACUUCACAAACAAUAAGAAAUGCUGUGAUGUCACGAAGCCAACCUCAGUGGACAUGCUGCUGACAAACCUCAUCGAGGGGAAUCUGCUUCCCUCUGCUCUCCUCUGGAUAACCUCAAGGCCUGCAGCAGCCAAUCAGAUCCCUCCUGAGUGUGUUGACCAGGUGACAGAGGUACGAGGGUUCAAUGAUCCACAGAAGGAGGAGUAUUUCAGGAAGAAAAUCACAGAUCAAAAUAUGGCCAAUGAAAUCAUCAAAAACAUGAAGACAUCAAGGAGCCUCCACAUCAUGUGCCACAUGCCAGUCUUCUGUUGGAUAUCAGCCACUGUCCUUGAGAUGAUACUGAAAGAGGCAGAGAAUGAUGAAGUCCCCAAAACUAUGACCCAGAUGUACUCACACUUCAUGCUCAUCCAAAUCAUUGUGAAGAACAAGAAGUACAACAAAGCCACAGAGACAAACCCAAAGGAACUGUCUCAGUCAGACAAAGAGAUGAUCCUGAAACUGGCAAAGCUGGCUUUCCAACAGCUGCAGAAGGGCAACCUGAUCUUCUAUGAAGAGGACCUGAGAGAGUGUGGCCUUGAUGUCACAGAGGCAUCAGAGUACUCAGCAUUGUGUACAGAGAUCUUUAAAGAAGAAUCUGGACUGUACCAAGAGAAGGUCUACAGCUUUCUGCAUCUGAGUAUUCAGGAGUUUCUAGCAGCAGUGCAUGCUUUAGAAUCAUGUCUGGGCAAGAAGGAACAUGUUUUCCCCCCCAAAGCAGUCACUAGUGAUGAUGAGGAUGAAGAUAAGAAAAAUUAUGAUGAUGAGGAGGAGGAGUCAAUCCAGUUGUCUGACUUACACAAGAGAGCAGUGGAGCAGGCCUUGAAAAGUAAGAAUGGACACCUGGACCUGUUCCUCCGCUUCCUUCUGGGUCUCUCACUGGUGUCCAAUCAGAAUCUGUUACGAGGCCUUCUGACACAGACAAGAAGUACAAGCGAGACCAAUUGGGGAACAGUCGAGAGAACAAUCAGGUACCUUUCAGACAAGAUCAAAAGGGAAUCCUCACCAGAAAGGAUCAUCAACUUGUUCCACUGUCUGAAUGAACUUGGUGCCAACUCUCUAGUUGAAAACAUGCAGACUUCCCUGCGAUCAGGAACUCUUUCAGAAACAGAGCUAAAACCUGACCAAUGUUCAGCCCUGGCCUACCUGUUUCUGAUGUCAGAGGAGGUGCUGGAGGAGUUUGACCUGAAGACAUACAACACAUCAGAGGAAGGUUAUCAGAGGUUGCUGCCGGUAGUUAGAACCUGCAAGAGAGCACGACUGGAUCACUGUGAACUCACAUAUAAAUCCUGUGAGACUCUGGCCUCAGCUCUGCAGACACCAAACUCCCCCCUGAGAGAACUGGACCUCAGCUACAAUAACCUGGGAGACAGAGGAGUGGAGCUGCUCUGUGUUGGACUAACCAGUCCAUGCCGCAACAUACAGACACUAGUUCUAGGUCAGUGUGGUCUGACAGAGGGUUGCUGUUCACAUCUGGCCUCAGUCCUGAGUUCACCCAACUCACAACUGAAACAACUGGAGCUAAGAGACAAUGACCUGCAGGACUCAGGAGUUACACUGCUGUCUGCUGGACUGGAGGAUCCGGACUGUAAACUACACACACUGGGGCUGUCUGGCUGUCUGGUCACAGAGGAGGGCUGUGCUGCUCUGUCUUCAGCUCUGAGGUCAAACCCCUCCCACCUGAAAGAGCUGGACCUGAGCUACAAUCACCCAGGAGACUCUGCAGGGGGACUGCUUUCAGCUGCUCUGGUGGAUCCCACAUAUAAACYGAUGAAGCUGAAUGUGGAUCAUGGUGGAGAGUGCAGGCUGAAAUCAGGGCUGAGGAAAUAUGCCUAUCAUCUCACCCUGGACCCAAAUACAGCACACCCAAACCUGAUACUGUCUGAGGGGAACAGGAAGGUGACAUUGGUGAAAGAGAAGCAGCAUUAUGAAGACCAUCCAGACAGAUUUGACUGUCAUCCCCAAGUUCUCAGCAGAGAAGGCUUAUCUGGAUGUCGUUAUUACUGGGAGGUGGAGAGGCGUGGUACCGGGGCUUUCAUUGGUGUGGUGUACAAAGGAAUGAAUAGGAAGGGACGGGAGGAUGACAGUAAGAUUGGAGCCAAUAGGAAGUCCUGGUGUUUUUACUGCUCUGACAGUCGUUAUCUAUUUUUCCAUGCUGGAGUCAGAAGAUCCAUCUCUCUUCGUGAUUGGAGGAGAUACAUCUUUGCUUCUGUUUCUAACAGAGUUGGAGUAUAUCUGGACUGGCCAGCUGGUACUUUGUCCUUCUAUAGUGUGUCUUCUACUACGCAGACACACCUCUACACAGAACACACCACAUUCACUGAACCCCUUUAUCCUGUGUUUGGGGUUUACUCCAUCUCCUCUUCAGUGACUCUGUGUCAGAUAGAUGACCAUCACAUUCAGAGAGACCAUGGUGGAGAGUGUUGGAUCAAGCCUGGACCUGAGGACACCAGAGACCAUGGUGGAGAGAGUUGGAUCAAACCUGGACCUGAGAACACCAGAGACCAUGGUGGAGAGUGUUGGAUACAAGCCUGGACCUGAGGACACCAGAGACCA